This is a messenger RNA of Trypanosoma grayi, 1185 nucleotides long. Its product is annotated as ERGIC and golgi family 3. The coding region runs from base 1 to 1185 and encodes 394 amino acids. The transcript has a single exon. Gene Ontology annotation, cellular component: endoplasmic reticulum; COPII-coated ER to Golgi transport vesicle. Lineage: Eukaryota; Euglenozoa; Kinetoplastea; Trypanosomatida; Trypanosomatidae. The record is from RefSeq and is a predicted model, not a curated record.
AUGUCUGGCCUUCGGCAAAGAAAGUCUGUCAUCAAUGUCGAAGAGGCGCCUCAGAGGCCCGUGUUUAAAAGGGUUGCAGCAGUUGAUCUCUUUCCAAAGCCCAAAGAAGAUUUCCGUCGAGCUCAGACACGUCGCGGUGCAAUAGUGAGCCUUGUUACGGUAGUUAUAAUAGGGUUGCUUGUUUUCUGGGAGCUGGGCGCGUACAUUACAGGUCGAGAUGCAUAUAAGACGGAGUUGAGUGUUGACACCAGUCUGUCGAAAGAAAUAUACUUCAAUAUGGAUAUCACUUUUCCCCGCGUUCCCUGUCACGAGCUUUCGCUUGAUGUAUUGGAUGUCACAGGGACAUUCAAAUUUAAUGUUACACACUACAUCUACAAGACACCAGUUAACUUGAAUGGUGAAAGCGCUUUUAUUGGACACCGCAACAUUGUUGAGGAUCAUAGCAGUCCUCAGUAUGAUGCCAAGAAGGAUCCUGAUUCGCCAGAGUUUUGUGGGAGCUGCUUUUUGGGGAAGGAAAAUGAGCAUAUUGCAAAGAGCCAGAAUGCUUGUUGCAACACAUGUGAAGAUGUGAUGAAGAUGCACGACCAGCACGGUCUGCCAAGGCCGGAGAAAAGUGUAGUGGAACAGUGCAUCCAUGAUCUGUCUCUCGUCACUCCAGGAUGCAAUUACAGGGGGUCUUUCAAAGUGAAGAAGGUGAGCGGAACGAUCCUAUUUACACCAAAGAGAGUGGGGAAUGCUUUUAUGAUGCGCGACGUUAUGCGCUUCGAUUCAAGUCAUAUUAUAAAUAAGCUUUCCAUUGGUGAUGAACGUGUUGCUCGGUUUUCGCGGAGAGGUGUUCAUUACCCACUGAAUGGCCACCAAUUUGACACUGGGAGACGCUUUUCGGAAAUUAAGUACUAUUUGAAGGUGGUUCCAACGACUUACUUGGAUGCCAAAAGAGACACUUUUUUAGACUCCACCUAUGAGUAUAGUGUGCAGUGGAAUCAUCGCCAUAUUCCACUAGGCUUCAGAGUCCUUCCGUCAGUAGCGUUUUCUUUCGACUUUUACCCGAUCCAGGUAAACAACUAUUUUCAGCGACCAUCAAUUCACCAUUUUUUGGUACAGCUCUGCGGUAUAGUCGGUGGUAUCUUUGUCGUUCUUGGGCUGAUCGAUAGUCUUGUUAUGUGGAUUGGACGCUGCUUUUGA